Messenger RNA from Hemiscyllium ocellatum (epaulette shark), 1267 nucleotides. Its product is annotated as transmembrane protein 272-like. NCBI's taxonomy places the organism in Eukaryota, Metazoa, Chordata, Chondrichthyes, Orectolobiformes, Hemiscylliidae. The transcript is spliced from 6 exons. The coding region runs from base 460 to 984 and encodes 174 amino acids. The record is from RefSeq and is a predicted model, not a curated record.
CUUGGUGAAAAAUAAAUCAUUGAGAAUUUGCUCUUCUUUCCUGUGUUGUCUCUGAUCGAAGUGGUGUUGGCGAAGGAUAACUAACUGCCCUGAGGCCGUUUCCUUUUUAAGCAACGUUCCACAUGAUAAACGGAAAGAGGAAAUGUAGCUGUUUGAACCGCAUACCUCCGUUCAGUCGGACCUCUCUUCAGAUGCCUGGUGAUUCUGAUUAACUCUCGCAGGUAACGUCCACCGUCCUCAGCUGUCCUUUCUCGUUUCGGCCCAGCCUUUGCGGAGGGAGACAGCUUUCAUCAGGUCACCUCUCCACCUCCUGCGCUGCAGCGUCUCAGCCGAACCAGCCUUUCCUCAUCACUGAAACCUUUCAUACCCGGCAACAUCAUCUCCCUAGAGUGGAGGGUUUCAAGACGAGGGGGCGUAUUUUUAAGGUCUAUGUGCUCUGGAUAAAAAGUGAUUGAUGACAUGGACGAUGAAACUAACUGGUAUACUCCACUCCUCCAGACCGUCAAACAUACUUCCACCAAUCCAGCUGGAUCAGUGUCCUUGAAAUGUUUUUCGUUGAUCUUGGGAAUUGCCUGCAUCACGAUUGGCAGUAUCUAUUUGGGUUCUUGUACCAAGCAAUACUUGAUCCCAAUUUAUCUGAUUGUUUCCGGGAGCAGUGCGCUUCUCUUCCUGAUGAUAUUGCUGAUUCCACAGACUUCAAACGAGAGCCACAUUCUCAAUAAAUUCAGCCGGUUUUGCAAGCAUUUGGAAUCGCUGUUCUCUUUCAUCUGGUUCAUAACAGGAAGCGUUUGGAUCUACAGCAUCUACCAGCCGGAUUAUAUUGACAAAGCUUCUCCCAAUUAUUGCGACAAAACACUAUACCUCUUUGCCUUCUGGAUCACCACUGCUGUUUAUAUCAUUCUCGGGCUUAUGAUGCUUGUUGGAUUUUGUGCGUGUAUUUGUGGUGGAACCUUGGUCCUGACCAAGAAUCUUUCAAGCACUUGAAUGAGGAAAACCUUUGCUCCACCUUAAUUUGAGAAAUUUGCCUGCCUAAAAACUCUGGGCUUCCGCGGAUGAACGAAUGGCUUUCGCAACCGCUUGUGUGGGACAGCUUUUCACAAAGGCAUCUCCACAUCUUCUUGUUUGUUCUGCAGAACCUUCAUCUGAUAUUUCAGGAAGGAAACGGCACUUAAUCUGCUCGUCAUUCUCAAACCAAUCAGUUAUGUUGCAAAAAACAUUUUGGAUGUAUCUGUGAUAUAUUUCUAAUAAAAAGCAUCAGUAAUUCCUG